Tetrahymena thermophila SB210 is the source of this 1248-nucleotide messenger RNA. RefSeq names its product serine carboxypeptidase family protein. Gene Ontology annotation, molecular function: serine-type carboxypeptidase activity. Gene Ontology annotation, biological process: proteolysis. NCBI's taxonomy places the organism in Eukaryota, Ciliophora, Oligohymenophorea, Hymenostomatida, Tetrahymenidae. The record is from RefSeq and is a predicted model, not a curated record. The transcript has 3 exons.
AUGAGAAUUACUUUAUUAUUAUUGUUGAGUCUGUUUACCUUUGGUACUUGUACUUAAAAUCCUUUAUUCCUUAAUGAAACAUACACUACGGGAUUUGUAAAUAUUCAAAAAUCUAGUGAUAUUUUCUACUGGCAUUUUGAGUCUAGAUCUAAUCCAGCAACCGAUCCUAUUGUUUUCUGGCUUAGUGGUGGUCCUGGCUGUUCUUCAGAACUUGCACUUUUCUUAGAAAAUGGUCCUUUUAUCGUAAAUGAUAACUAGACUCUUUCAAGCAAUCCUUAUUCUUGGAAUGAAAAGGCAAAUGUUGUUUUUGUUGACCAACCUGUAGGAACUGGUUUCUCUAAAGCUAGUACUGAAGAGCUAUCUACAAACGAAGACCAAGUAGCUUAAAAUUUUUACAAUUUCCUUUUGGGAUUCUUAAAUUAGAAUCAAUAAUAUAUUGGAAGACCUUUGUUUAUUACAGGGGAAUCUUAUGCUGGUCACUUCAUUCCUGCAAUAGGUUAUGAAUUAAUAAAAAAAAAUAACCCUCAUAUUAAUUUAUAAGGUCUCGCUAUUGGAAACGGAUUGGUUAACCCCAAAGUUUAAUAUCCAGCUUACGGUCAAUAUGCUUAUGAAAAUAAACUUAUUUCUUCAUUAGAAUACUAUGCUUUUAUUAAACCUGUUUUAAAAACGUGCUCAUAUUUGAUAGGUAGAAACGCCUCUUUAACUAAAAUUAGUAACACAUGCAAUCUAGCCUAUUAAACAAUUGUUGGAUUUGGAGAAGUUCCAAAGUUUAAUGUCUACGAUAUUAGAAAAAAAUGCGAAGGUUCUUUAUGCUACAAUAUGACAAAUCUUGAUAAUUUCCUUGCCAGAGAUGAUGUAAAAUCUAUUUUAGGUGUUUCUGGUAGAACCUGGUAGGAGUGUUCUAAUGAAGUACAUAAGGCUCUUUCUAGAGAUUAUUUUGUAAGCUAUGCUGAUAAGGUCGCUGAUAUUCUUGAAAACGGAAUCAAGGUUUUGGUUUAUAGCGGAGACUAAGACUUUAUUUGCAAUUAUCUUGGUGGCUUAGAAUGGGUAAAUGAAAUGGAAUGGACUAAGUAAGAAGAAUUCAAAAAUGCUAAAUUUGAAGAAUACAUCAUUAACGGAAAGAGUGCUGGUCAAAUUAAAAGUGCUGGUAUUUUGCAAUUCUUCAGAGUUUAUCAAGCUGGUCACUAAGUUCCCAUGGACUAACCUGAAGUUGCUCUUGAAAUGAUUAAUAAAUUUAUUUCUAAUUGA